GCGCGACGCUUGGCGCCGUGGCCAAUCACAGGCCACGUUGUCCCGCGGCAGCCAAUCAGGAAGUGUCGAGGCACUAAGACGCGCACUAGGCCCCGCCUCCCUCCCUGGUCAAGGGUGGUUAGAGCGUUUUGCUGCAACGGACUCGCUUUCCUCCUGUUUUCUCCCACUCGGGUUAAAUCCGGUGCCAUCGAGCGUCUCAUGCAGCGGAGUCUGAGAAUGCGAAGUGAAGAGGCAAAAGUAAAGUUAAGGCGAAUCCAGCUGCGAGCUCUGAAACUGUCCAGAGGACGUGAUGGAAGGAAGCUCUCAAGAAUGAUGCCAAUAUUUCCAAGAAAAAUUGCUUGAGUUUCCCCUUCACCUUGUUCACAUAAUGGCCAAGACGCAUCUCAAGGACUCAAAGUCUGUUCUGAACAUGCUAAAGGAUGCACUUUGGAGUGCAUUGGCAUUGUCCAAGAUGAAUUUGUCUUCUCAGUCCCUGGAAAGCAUUCUUAGAGAUGUUGGGGAAAAUUCCUGGUCCUUGGAAGAUAAUUACUCGAAAUAUACUUGCACUGGGUGCAGUCAGAAGCGCGGGAGGGUGAGAGAAUUCACCAGAGCCAGAGCGGAGAACAGAAACAGGCAGACUGACAACAUACACUGCUGAGGGGAGCCGCGGGCGGCAGGAGAGGUCUGCGUGCCAUGUGGGACCCUCCUCUGGUGGCCGGGGAGCAGCCGGGAAUCGAACUGUACUCCAAUAUGGCUGCCUGAGUGUCCUCAUACCAUAACAUCUGGCUUUCCCCAGAGGGAAUGAUCCAAGAGAGAAAGGACAAGAUGAAAGCUUGUCUUUUAAGGUAGUUGCAUAAAUAUUUGACAGAGGAUAAAGAUGAAAAUAUGCAGCAACCGCCUAAAACAGUUUGCUUUUUCCUACAAAACUUGACUUUUAUCCAAUAUGGACCUGAUGAAAGCAUUGGAUCUUCCUAGAAAAGAGCACAUACACAUAUAGGAUUUUCAGUGUAUUUUCGUGAGGUUUACAAAUUCCAAGUUAAAGUCCUUGAAGCUCCAUCUACGUUGCUGCAAACGGCAUGAGUUUAUCUUUUUUGAUAGCUGAAUUGUAGAAAUAUACCACAUCUUGUUGAUCCAGUCAUCUAUUUUUGGGCAUUUGGGUUGAAACCUUCAUAUUUUCAAGAAAAUUAGUUACAACUUAAUGGACAAUCAUGCAUCCAGCAGGAUGAAGUUAAAAGAAGUAGAUCGUACUGCCAUGCAGGCAUGGAGCCCUGCCCAGAAUCAUCCCAUUUACCUAGCUACAGGAACAUCUGCUCAGCAGUUGGAUGCAACAUUUAGUACCAAUGCUUCCCUUGAGAUAUUUGAAUUAGACCUUUCUGAUCCAUCCUUGGAUAUGAAAUCUUGUGCUACUUUCUCUUCUUCUCACAGGUACCACAAAUUGAUUUGGGGCCCUCAUAAAAUGGAUUCCAAAGGAAAUACUUCUGGAGUUUUAAUUGCAGGUGGUGAAAAUGGAAAUAUUAUUCUUUAUGAUCCUUCUAAAAUUAUAGCUGGAGACAAGGAAGUUGUGAUUGCCCAGAAUGACAAACAUACCGGCCCAGUGAGAGCCUUGGAUGUGAACAUUUUUCAGACUAAUUUAGUAGCCUCUGGUGCUAAUGAAUCUGAAAUCUACAUUUGGGAUCUAAACAAUUUUGCAACUCCAAUGACACCAGGAGCCAAAACACAGCCUGCAGAAGAUAUCAGCUGCAUUGCAUGGAACAGACAAGUUCAGCAUAUUUUAGCAUCGGCCAGUCCCAGUGGCCGGGCCACUGUAUGGGAUCUCAGAAAAAAUGAACCUAUCAUCAAAGUCAGUGAUCAUACUAAUAGGAUGCAUUGCUCUGGCUUGGCAUGGCAUCCUGAUAUUGCUACGCAGAUGGUCCUUGCCUCUGAGGAUGAUAGGUCACCAGUGGUCCAGAUGUGGGAUCUUCGCUUUGCUUCCUCUCCUCUUCGUGUCCUUGAAAACCAUGCCAGGGGGAUUUUGGCAAUUGCUUGGAGCAUGGCUGAUCCUGAACUGUUGCUAAGCUGUGGAAAAGAUGCUAAGAUUCUUUGCUCUAACCCAAAUACAGGAGAGGUAUUAUAUGAACUUCCCACCAACACACAGUGGUGCUUUGAUAUUCAGUGGUGUCCAAGAAAUCCUGCUGUCUUAUCAGCUGCUUCCUUUGAUGGGCGUAUCAGUGUUUAUUCUAUCAUGGGUGGAAGUGCAGAUGGUUUAAGGCAGAAACAAGUUGACAAGCUUUCAUCAUCUUUUGGGAAUUUGGAUCCCUUUGGCACAGGACAGCCCCUUCCUCCGUUACAAAUUCCACAGCCAACUACUCAACAUAGCGUAGUGUUGCCUCUAAAGAAGCCACCCAAGUGGAUCCGAAGGCCUGUUGGUGCUUCCUUUUCAUUUGGAGGCAAACUAGUUACCUUUGAGAAUGUCAAAAUGCCCUCCCAGCAAGGAGCUGAGCAGCAGCAGCAGCAGCAACGCCACGUGUUCAUCAGUCAGGUUGUGACAGAAAAGGAAUUCCUCAGCCGAUCCGACCAACUUCAGCAGGUCGUGCAGUCACAAGGAUUUGUCAACUACUGUCAGAAAAAAAUUGAUGCUUCCCAGACUGAGUUUGAAAAAAAUGUGUGGUCCUUUUUGAAGGUAAACUUUGAGGAUGAUUCUCGUGGCAAAUACCUUGAACUUCUAGGGUACAGAAAAGAAGACCUAGGAAAGAAGAUUGCUUUGACUUUGAACAAAGUGGAUGGACCUGAUGUGGCUCUUAAAGACUCUGACCAAGUAGCACAGAGUGAUGGGGAAGAGAGCCCUGCUGCUGAAGAGCAGCUCUUGGGAGAGCACAUUAAAGAUGAAAAACAAGAACCUGAUUUUCUACCAUCAGCUAGAGGAACAUUUAACAUCUCCAUCAGUGGGGAUAUUGAUGGUUUAAUUACUCAGGCUUUGCUGACUGGUAAUUUUGAAAGUGCAGUUGACCUUUGUUUACAUGAUAACCGCAUGGCUGAUGCCAUUAUAUUGGCCAUAGCAGGUGGACAAGAACUCUUGGCUCGAACUCAGAAAAAAUAUUUUGCGAAGUCCAAAAGCAAAAUUACCAGGCUAAUUACUGCAGUGGUGAUGAAGAACUGGAAAGAGAUUGUUGAGUCAUGUGACCUUAAAAAUUGGAGAGAGGCUUUAGCUGCAGUUUUGACUUACGCUAAACCAGAUGAGUUUUCAGCCCUUUGUGAUCUCUUGGGAACCAGGCUUGAAAGUGAAGGUGAUAGCCUCCUACAGACCCAGGCUUGUCUCUGCUAUAUAUGUGCAGGGAAUGUGGAGAAGCUCGUUGCAUGUUGGAAUAAAGCUCAAGAUGGAAGCAAUCCUUUGUCUCUUCAGGAUCUGAUUGAGAAAGUUGUCAUCAUGCGAAAAGCUGUACAACUCACCCAAGCCAUAGAAACUAAUACCAUAGGAGUUCUUUUGGCUGAGAAGAUGGGUCAGUAUGCCAAUUUGUUGGCAGCCCAGGGCAGUAUUGCUGCAGCCUUGGCUUUUCUUCCUGAAAACUCCAACCAGCCAAAUAUUGUGCAGCUUCGUGACAGACUUUGUAGAGCACAAGGAGAACCUGUAAUAGGACAGGAAUUACCCAAAAUUCCUUAUGAGAGGCAGCAGCUGCCCAAGGGCAGACCGGGACCAAUUACAGGCCACCCACAGAUGCCAAGAGCUACAACUCAACAAUAUUAUCCCCAUGGAGAAAAUCCUCCACCUCCAGGUUUUAUAAUGCAUGGAAAAGUUAACCCAAAUGCUGUCUCAACUCAGCUUCCCACAUCUCCAGGUCAUAUGCACACCCAGGUAUCACCUUAUCUGCAGCCACAACCUUAUCAACAAGCCCAGCAGUAUUCCUUCGGAACAGGGGGGUCAGCAAUGUAUCAACCUCAGCAGCCUGUUGCACCUUCUGCCUCAAAUACUUAUCCUAACACCCCUUACAUAUCUUCUGCUUCUCCCUAUUCUGGGCAGUCUCAGCUGUAUACAGCUCAGCACCAGGCAUCUCCAACUACCUCCAGCUCUGCUGCUUCUUUCCCUCCUCCCCCAUCCUCUGGAGCAUCCUUCCAGCAUGGCGGACCAGGAGCUCCUCCAUCAUCUUCAGCUUUUGCACUACCUUCUGGAACAACAGGUACACUGCCUGCUGCCAGUGAGCUGCCUGCGUCCCAAAGAACAGAAAGUCAGUCUAUGCAAGACCAGGCCCCUAUGUUGGAAGGUCCUCAGAAUGGUUGGAAUGAUCCUCCAGCUUUGAACAGAGUGCCCAAAAAGAAGAAGAUGCCUGAAAACUAUAUGCCUCCUGUUCCCAUCACAUCACCAAUCAUGAACCCACUGGGUGACCCUCAGUCACAGAUGCUGCAGCAACAACCUUCGGCUCCGGCAUCACUGUCAAGCCAACCUUCAUUCCCACAGCCCCAUCUUCCAGGUGGUCAGCCCUUCCAUGGCAUACAACAACCGCUUGGUCAACCAAGCAUGCCACCAUCUUUCUCAAAGCCCAAUAUCGAAGGUGCCCCAGGGGCUCCUAUUGGAAAUACCAUCCAGCAUGUACAGUCUCUACCAACAGAAAAAAUUACCAAGAAACCUAUUCCAGAUGAGCAUCUCAUCCUAAAGACCACAUUUGAGGAUCUUAUUCAGCGCUGCCUCUCUUCAGCUACAGAUCCUCAAACCAAGAGGAAGCUAGAUGAUGCCAACAAACGUUUGGAAUUUCUAUAUGAUAAACUUAGAGAACAGACACUUUCACCAACAAUCAUCAACGGUUUACACAACAUUGCAAGGAGCAUUGAAAUUCGAAACUACUCAGAAGGAUUGACCAUCCACACCCACAUAGUUAGCACCAGUAACUUCAGUGAAAUCUCUGCUUUCAUGCCAGUUCUCAAAGUUGUUCUCACCCAGGCCAAUAAGCUGGGUGUCUAAAAGCACAGCUUCACUCCCAGCCAACAUUGCAAUUUCUCCAAAGAAACAUAUUUUUAAGAAUAAAAUAUGGACCAAUCCUCAUUAGCAUGUUCCCAUAGCAGCCAAUCGAGAGCAUUUACACUAUUUCUGCAGAUAUACUUACUUAAAACUGCUCAGAACCCUGGUGCUUUCUUUUGUUUUGAUCUUUUAUUGUCUGUGAUGAUUUUCCUAUUCUGCAAAUAGUGUAUUUCUUGGAUUACACAUAGUGUGGCUUCCUGAAGUAUUCUGAUAAAAUACCAUUUUUAAGACCUCAGUAUACUUUCUAGAAAUGGAGUAUCUGGUUAUAUGUAAAGCAGAGCUAAAAUUACAUUUCUUUCAUGUCCUCCCCACUUCCUCCAUGUCAAUCAGAUUAAAAUGUGUAAUCCUGUGUUAUGUGUAUGUACUCUUUUUUUAAAAACAGCUGCUCAUAGUUUAGUUUAAUCCCUGUUUUGUGUGUCUUAGGCUUCACUCUUGUCCUGAACAAAUAACUAAAUAUAGAGGCUGCUACAUGGAUUUUAGCAAAUAUUAAUAAAAAGUGGGAUCACUGGCUUUAAGUAU
This is a messenger RNA of Talpa occidentalis (Iberian mole), 5485 nucleotides long. It is a transcript of the gene SEC31A, whose product is annotated as SEC31 homolog A, COPII coat complex component. Gene Ontology annotation, molecular function: protein binding; structural molecule activity. Gene Ontology annotation, biological process: endoplasmic reticulum organization; intracellular protein transport; COPII-coated vesicle cargo loading. The transcript has 36 exons. Gene Ontology annotation, cellular component: endoplasmic reticulum exit site; COPII vesicle coat. Bases 1178 to 4909 code for a protein of 1243 amino acids. The record is from RefSeq and is a predicted model, not a curated record. NCBI's taxonomy places the organism in Eukaryota, Metazoa, Chordata, Mammalia, Eulipotyphla, Talpidae.